AUGUAUCCAGGCAUGAGCUAUAACCAGCCCACCGACGCUCUGGACGAAAGCUAUCGUCUCUUCUUGAUUCCUGGUGCAGCACACUGCGCACUGAAUGAUUUUCAACCCGAUGGACCUUGGCCACAGACUACCCUACAGACUUUGAUCCAGUGGGUGGAAGAGGGUACUGCCCCAGACACCUUGAACGGAACGGGCGCCAUCGAUACUAUCUGUCGCUACCCACUGCGGCCCUUGUGGUCCGUAAAUGGGUCUAGUUUCGAACAUAUUUUUAGCCAGGAGAGUAGUGAUAGUUUUACAUACACGCUCCAUGCCUUUGCUGUGUCGGUGUACUAG
Messenger RNA from Penicillium odoratum, 333 nucleotides. RefSeq lists its product as uncharacterized. The transcript has a single exon. Bases 1 to 333 code for a protein of 110 amino acids. The record is from RefSeq and is a predicted model, not a curated record. NCBI's taxonomy places the organism in Eukaryota, Fungi, Ascomycota, Eurotiomycetes, Eurotiales, Aspergillaceae.